Rhea pennata is the source of this 3695-nucleotide messenger RNA. RefSeq names its product carnitine palmitoyltransferase 2 (gene CPT2). Gene Ontology annotation, cellular component: mitochondrion. Gene Ontology annotation, molecular function: carnitine O-palmitoyltransferase activity. Lineage: Eukaryota; Metazoa; Chordata; Aves; Rheiformes; Rheidae. Gene Ontology annotation, biological process: fatty acid beta-oxidation. The transcript is spliced from 3 exons. The record is from RefSeq and is a predicted model, not a curated record. Bases 1423 to 3045 code for a protein of 540 amino acids.
AGCAAGAAUAUGAGAGAGACAGAAAGAGGAAGAUGAGAAUAAAGAAAAAAUAAACAUAAAGAAGUUCAGCAAAUGGACACAAAGAAAAAGAAUGGAAAGAAUGAAAAGGAAAAGUAAGCAUAUAGUUUUUAGGUUAGUGGUUCUUACUUAUUGUUGCUUCCUCUGACUUCCAAAUGCAAAUAUCUGCCUAUGAAGGUAUUGGAUAGAUAGCAACAGAGAUGGAAAUGUUUGGUACCUAUGUAAGUAGUAGUGUAUGUGUUGCCCAGCUAACGCACGUCUAUCCUUCGUAUCUAUUGACAAUACCCAGAAGGAUGUUAGCUUAAUAAAUUGCCCAACAACCACAAAUUCUGUAGAAAAUAUCACAUUAUUUCAGAUAAACUGCUGUUCAAUUUAUUAACUUAUAUUUUCCUUUCACUUUGAACAGCGUCUGGGUUUCUAGCUGAUGAGUGUAUGGUGUUUAUCAACAAUAACCAGCAUUUUACUUUGUGUCAGAGAGCUACAGUGUUUGCUUUUUUCUUUUUUUUAUUUUUUUUUUCUUUCUCACCUUAUGAAAGUAUGAAAGACCUGUUCCACUUGAAGCUGGUCACACAGUUGCCUCCACCCUGGACUUUAAAGUCCAAGGUUAAAACAUUAUAUGAUGAUGAGGCAUGUGGUUAUAAAACUGUAGGUGGAUGGCAGAUGCUCACCUAUGAGGACUUGGAAUUAAAAUUGUGACUUAGGUUUGCGAGUCCCCAGUAGCCUUUUUACACCUCAGUUUCUACUUGGGAAUGAUCCAGGAUGAGAAGAAUUAAUACAUUAGCUGCCCUGGGAGGAAAUCUAUGUGCACUUGCUUUGUGUGUCUACUUCCAGUCAGUGCUUAAUACCAUGACUUACUGAGUGUAAAGUUCUUAAUGAUGAUGAAAUAGGAGGUACUUUAAAAAUCCCUUAGCUUCCUAUACCUCCUGGAUUUUUUUUUUCUCAUAGACUAGUGUGACUGCAUUCUAGAGCUAUGAUUAACUUGCUUGGUUAUGGCAAGCACACAUCCUUUGGGUCACAUUCAUGCUUCUUGAUGUGCUGACAGGCCACAUGAUGAAAUGAGACUGCUUAGAAAACCUGCAGAUAUCAAAUAUAAUACUUUUUUUUUGAAGCCUGCUUUUGCCCUGAAACAGUAACUUUGAGGCCCCCUCUACCUCUUCUUACUACAAGCUUUAAAGCUGGCAAUGGAUUACCCAAUGGUAGUGUAUCAAGAGCUCUGUUGAGUGCUGAUCAUUCUAGUGGACAGAAACAGAAAGGAGGUGAAAAUGCAAGACAGCAAAUAUGGAUGGAAGAAUACUGCCAAGAAUGAGGGGAAUAAGAAGGACAAACAAUGAUAGAAACACUGGAUCAGAAAUAGAGGUGGUCCUAAAGAGAAGCAUGCUUCAGUGACAAGGUCCCUGGUUUGAUAUGUACUUGAAAGCACGUGAACCUGUUGUUUUGAAUUUUAAUGCAUUUAUGUCUUUUCAUCCUGAUCCAAAAUCUGAAUAUAAUGAUCAGCUCAUACGAGCUACAAACAUGACUGUUUCUGCUGUACGUUUUAUGAAGACCUUCAGGGCUGGUUAUCUUGAACCAGAGGUUUUUCACCUCAAUCCAAAAAAAAGUGACACUCAGCUCUUCAAAAAAUUAAUUCGAUUUGUGCCUUCUUCUCUUUCUUGGUUUGGUGCCUACAUGGUCAAUGCAUACCCCCUAGAUAUGUCUCAGUACUUCAGGCUUUUCAAUUCAACACGCCUGCCUAAACUCAACAGAGAUGAACUUUAUACAGAUGAAAAGGCAAAGCAUUUACUGGUACUGAGAAAUGGGAAUUUUUAUGUAUUUGAUGUUAUUGAUAGAGAUGGAAAUAUGCUGAAACCUUCAGAAAUACAAGCACACUUAAAAUAUAUCCUCAGUGAUAACAGUCCAACCCCAACCUUCCCUCUUGGGUAUCUCUCCAGUGAAAAUCGAGAUACAUGGGCAUUGCUGAGAAAGAAUCUGUUGGACAAUGGCAAUGAAGAAGCUCUUCAAAAAGUAGACUCUGCCAUCUUUUGCUUAAGUUUAGAUGAUUUUCCUGUUAAAGACCUUGUGCACUUGUCCCACAUUAUGUUGCAUGGAGAUGGUGCUAACCGCUGGUAUGACAAAUCCUUUAAUCUUAUCAUAACUAAAGACGGCACUGCGGGAGUUAAUUUUGAACAUUCCUGGGGAGAUGGUGUGGCUGUGCUCAGAUUCCAGAAUGAGAUUUUUAAAGAUAGCAUUGGAGAGCCAGCUGUCGGCCCCCAGUCCCAGCCAGCUUCAGUAGACUCUUCUAGAGCAGUACAGAGACUUGACUUCAAGCUGAAUGAUGCCUUAAAAGCAGGAAUUACCAAAGCCAAACAGCAUUUUGAUUCUACUGUAGAAGCACUUACGCUUGAUAUGAUUCAGUUCCAAAAAGGAGGCAAGGAUGUUCUAAAGCAGAAGAAGGUAAGUCCAGAUGCUGUGGCUCAGCUUGCCUUUCAGAUGGCUUUCCUUCGACAGUACAGUCAGACUGUUGCUACAUAUGAAUCUUGCAGCACUGCAGCUUUCAAACAUGGUCGUACAGAAACUAUACGUCCUGCCUCUAUCCAUACAAAGAAAUGUUCGGAGGCUUUUGUCAAAGAACCAUCCAGACAUAGCACAGAAGAGCUUCAGAAGAUGAUUGUGGAGUGCUCAGAAUACCAUGGCCGUUUGACAAAAGAAGCUGCUAUGGGUCAGGGAUUUGACCGACAUCUCUUUGGCUUGCGCUACUUAGCCUUAUCCAAAGGUACUACAUUACCUGAUUUCUACCAAGACCAAGCCUAUGCUCAGCUCAAUCACAACAUCAUUUCUACAAGCACAUUGGCUAGUCCAGCUGUGCAAUUAGGAGGGUUUGGCCCAGUGGUACCUGAUGGCUUUGGAGUAGGAUAUCAAGUACAUGGUGAUUGGAUAGGUUGCAAUGUUUCCUCUUACCCAGCUAGGAAUGUGAAAGAAUUCCUCCAGUGUGUAUACAAGUCACUGGAAGAUAUCUUUAAUGUUUUAAAGGGCAAAAAGAUUAAUAGUUAGACAUAGAAGUGUUGGAGCACUUUACAGUUGCAGAAUGAAACACAGACUAUGUCUAAAUGCCAGUACGCAGUAGCCAGGGUUCAGUGUGGCUGAAACUGCCCAGCUUAAUUCAUUUAUCUGCAUUGAACUUGGAUACUGUGUAGAUUCCUUUUGAAAUUUUUAUCUAUUUUGAAGAAAUCAAGUACAGACCUUGGAUGCAUAUUUUGGGAAAUGCGAACACUCACAAUGUCAAAAUUAAGUAAUAGACCCAUCAGGUGCUCUUAAAAUGUGUUAUUUAAAAUACAAAGCAAUAAUUACGAUGUUUAAGAACUUGAACAGCUAUGCUUCAUGAGUUUUAGGCAGACGACAGCACUCUUAAGCUGCUUGGUUUUAGAAUAAUAUAUGCAAUUGUUAAAAUGUGAAAGAGGAAUGGUAACAUUGCUACUUUUGCAGUAAGCUUCUUACUAACUUGUCAUACUUGUUUUUCUCUCUAAACUUGAAUCAAUGUCAGAGUCAUUGUGCCUCAACUGCUUGAAGCCCUUCUGAUGUAGCAACUUUCUGAGAAACAAAAUUGAAGUGGGAGGCUUUAAGUAACCUGCAACCACCAAUUAUGUUGUUAAAUUACCUGGAAAUACUGUGUUGUAAUAAAGGUAUCUAUUAAUCACCACAAA